AUGGCACAAGGAUAUCUCGACUUAGAAGAAAAUAUGGACAUGGAAUUGAAAAUUAUAGGAGAAGAGUACUUUGAAAACUUGGCCAUGCGUUCCUUCUUCCAAGAUUUUGAAAAAGAUGAGUGUAAUGAUAUGAUAAGAAGUUGCAAAAUGCAUGAUAUAGUGCAUGACUUUGCUCAAUUAAUAAUGAAAAAUGAAUGCUUUUCAAUUGAAGUCAAUGGUGAUAAAGAGUUUGGGAUAGACUCUUUCCACAAAAGUAUUCGUCAUUUGUCAAUAACACCUAGAGGAGAAACACAAUUUCCUGUGGCAGUGUACACGGCAAAAAAUUUACGCACUCUCUUACCUUUGAAGACUUCAUUCUCAAACAUUAACCAUGUCCUGCCUGAUUUACUACAACAUUUGACAUGUUUACGUGCAUUAAAUCUGAGUUGUAGUUCUAUUGAGAAACUUCCGGAUGGGGUGGAAAAAUUAAUACAUUUAAGAUUCAUUGACAUAUCUUAUAACAGUAAAUUGAAGGUAUUGCCUGAAUCAAUAUGUAAUUUGUGUAAUUUACAAACUUUGAAUGUUAGUAGAUGUCAUGGCAUUGAGAAACUGCCUCAAGGGAUGAGUAAACUAAUUAAGUUAAGACAUCUUGUUCUUCAUGGGAUUAAUUUUACCAAGCCAUUUCCAAUGGGUAUUGGGAAAUUGAGUUCUCUUAGAACAUUGGAGCAAUUCGUUGUAAGUGGUAGGGGUGAUAUUGGAGGAUGUAAACUCGAAGAAUUGAAACUUUUGAACCACCUUCAAGGAGCUCUUGUGAUAAAAGGGUUGGGAAAUGUGAUAGAUGUGGUUGAGGCUGAGAAUGCACAUCUCAAAGAGAAAAUACACCUUUGUCGUGUGCGUUUAAAUUUUGAUGGGACCAGUGAAGAGAGUAGAAGAAUGGAGAAUAAUGUACUAAUUCUCAAUGUCUUAGAGCCACAUCCAAACUUAGAGCAUUUACAAAUCUAUUGGUAUGAAGGCAGCACAAUGUUUCCCAAUUGGAUUAUGUCCUUAACCAAACUGAAAAAGCUUGAAAUCAUAGAUUGCAAAAAUUUAGAUUCUCUACCUCCUUUGGGGAAGCUUCCAUUCCUUGAAUCAUUAGAAAUACGAAAUGCAGAUAGUGUGAAAAAGGUGGGAGUUGAAUUUUUGGGAAUAGAAUUUAAAGACAAGAAAUACAAGGGAUUAACAGCAUCACUUAUCUUGUUCCCAAAUUUGAAAUCUCUAACAUUUUGGAACAUGAAAGAGUGGGAAGAAUGGGAUGGGAUUAGGGGGUUGAAAGAAGAAGAUUGCUUUACUAUAAUGCCCUGUCUUCUGUAUUUGGAAAUUGUUGGCUGCCCUAAGCUAAAGGCACUGCCACACUUUUUUCAUACAACUCCAUUGAAGGAAUUGUGUAUUAGGGAGAGUCCAAUUCUCAAAGAAGAUUGCCAAAAAAGAGAUAAUGGACCCAAGAUUAUUCAUAUCCCAAGAAUCUACAAUAUUCACCUGAAUCUUGAAGAAGAAGAUCAUUGA
Quercus robur (English oak) is the source of this 1521-nucleotide messenger RNA. RefSeq names its product putative disease resistance protein At3g14460. The coding region runs from base 1 to 1521 and encodes 506 amino acids. The record is from RefSeq and is a predicted model, not a curated record. Gene Ontology annotation, molecular function: protein binding. Lineage: Eukaryota; Viridiplantae; Streptophyta; Magnoliopsida; Fagales; Fagaceae. The transcript has a single exon.